This is a messenger RNA of Clonostachys byssicola, 2046 nucleotides long. Lineage: Eukaryota; Fungi; Ascomycota; Sordariomycetes; Hypocreales; Bionectriaceae. The record is from the annotation of a GenBank genome assembly.
AUGACUGGUAUUUCUCAGUACAAACACGAUGAGAUUCGGUUCGUCCUCAGGGAGAUCGUCAGAAAAACCAAGCUUCCUUCCAUCAGCGAAGGCUUCUUCAACCGCUUCACCAAAACUCUGAAUCCGAAUCAGAUUCGAUACAUCAAGAAUAAAUAUGGAAAGGACCCUACCUUCAAGAGUCCCAUGAUCAACUACCGCGGCGCGAACGCAGCCGACUUGGAAGAUUCAGAUAAUGCUCAAGAAGAGAAGAGUGGUUGGGUAAAUCAUCCCCUGCUUCUUGCCCCAGAGAAUCACACUCCUCGCGAGCAGUCCAAGAGCCCUGAAUUAUUGGCAUCACAGAAUCCGAUCCCGGCAGGACCUUCUUUGCCAAACCCACUCACAACCACGAAAGGUCAUGAGAGUCCAGUUUCUCUCGUCCCUGGUUGGGCGCAGCGACGGGAGCAAGGGAUUUACUUCCAACCCAUUAACCGUACAUUACAGCAGCCCCAAGAUCUGAAUAUUCCCUCUCAAAUCCUCCCAGCCGAGCCAGACCUCAGUCAACAACCAUUAAUACCAGCCGCACAAGCAAGUAACAUAGCCCAAACCCCCGGCGGUUGGGUUCACCUUCCCCCCUCCCAGUUUCCAUAUUACACACAGAUGCCGGUGGCGAAUACUGGAUGGGGUCAAGGAGCCCACCAAUUCUAUCCUGGAUCUAUUCAUAACUCUCCUGUUUUCUUUCCGGACAACUCCAUGCCCAUUUCGAAUCUUCAGGCAGGGUACUAUGGCGGCAUCGAGCCCGUUUCUCAAGGGUUUCACUACCCAACCCAGUCUCCACGCUUCGUCGAUAUUCCUUCCGGGUCCAUGCCGCGAUCUUUACAAAUGAUUCAAGAGAACAUCAUCUCCUCCCCACGCCCCAACGAUGCCCCACCGAGAGCAUCUUCAUCAAAGAAGGGCCAAACGACCGCUACUCCCUCAUCCCGGCCUGAAUCUGCUAUUCGAACUCGACGACACAAUGUGUCUGGGACGGGAUACAACGUUCACGGCAUAAGGCCGCGCCGGAUCGCAAAGGCCGCCCAUCUUACCCGGUUUCCCGAAUCAUACAAUGGCGUUUUAAGUAACUUUGUCCACGACAUGAGUGAACCAGUUACCGGCGUACCGGAACCGUCAUUGCCGUCAUUGCCGUCAUUGCCGUCACAAACCCCCCGGAAUCAGGACGGCCGAGGCACUGGGGGCCACUUUGAGGACCUCAACCUGGAUUUUGCUAUCGAUCCUAUUGCAAAAUACACCAAUUAUCCUCCUUCAGAGCCUGAAUAUGCCGAGAUAAAGCCCGGUGGAGGCUCUGGUGCAAGCCCGGAGCUUGUUGACACGGCUCCUUCUCCCACUGGUGCAGGUCCGUCUCUCAGCUUGCCGGCGAGCUCGCAACCUCUGGGAUCAUCGAAUCUUCUCGAAUCUAUAGAAUCCCCUUCUGAGUUUGUGCCAGUUCAGACCACCCCUCUUAUUCCUUCGGUGUCACCUUUCUUGCCUACUCAUUCUCAAGCUAUGAGUUUCAAGCUCAACGCUACUGAGAGGAAUGGCGAGAGGGACAAGGGAAAGGAGAAAGGUAAGGAAAUAAGCAAUGAAGUCAUAGAAGCCAGGGAGGCGAGACGACGGCAGGAGAUUAUUCGAAAGAACAACAUUCAAACUGCCCUGAAUCAGAUGUUCCAGAGGGACGAAGCAUUGCGCCGCGCGGCGGGCACGCAGGAAGUCGCUCAGGCUGCAUUUGAGACGCAAAAUCCACCUAAAACCCAGGGGGAGAGUGCAAGCCAACUCCUCACUCAUGGGGAAUACCAGAGUUGCGCCAAAUCCCAGCACCAGACUGAAGCCUCCGCCUCGAGAUCGGACAUGCUACCCCUUGAUCAGGUUGUUCUCCAGCCACUAUCGCCUGGCCAGUCUUCGAAGAACAUCACAUACGAGGAGAUGAAGUCCUGGGGAGAGGGCAUGGUUGGAAGCGAUGUGUUGCACGAAACUCUCCUCUCUCUGGACUGCGACGCACCCAUCGACUCAACCGAGCGGGUGGUUGAGCUAUAG